Molecule: messenger RNA, 2169 nt
Organism: Closterium sp. NIES-67
Lineage: Eukaryota; Viridiplantae; Streptophyta; Zygnematophyceae; Desmidiales; Closteriaceae
Source: the annotation of a GenBank genome assembly
GCACUUCGAUUUGAUCCAACCUCCUCCUCAACCUUUUCCUUUCCUCCUCGAACCUCAGGCAGGCAGGCCCCAGCCCCAGCUCAAUCACAACUGAUUGGCUUCCAGACGCUUCUGGUUUACGCGACUGAGGGCGUCGUCUGCUUCUACAAAUACCAAGUUUCCUUUCUAUAGCUGCGGCUGUCAGUUUCGAGAGCGCCUGUUCGAUAAUCGCGAGCUAGUUUUUUUAAUCUUGUCUUUCUCGGCUACUCAUGACGCAUUCGCAUUCUCGAAGCUAGUAGAUCUUCUGGAACAACCAAUGGAAGGCGUUGAAACGUGGGACUCGCCCUCGACCCUCCGAACGCCGAAUUUCCCGGCGCUAAACACGGACAUUGACUAUUUCAAUCCCCACGGUGGCCUUCUUUCAAGUUUGGACUCUCCCGAUAGCUGCAUCCUGCACGGCGCGCCUCUUUUGGACCAGCACCUAACGAAAUCGACAGGUUUUCUCACCGAUUCGACUCUCUUCGAUUCCACAGCGAUCGACCCCGCCGAGGCGGCAUUCAUGGCUGGCGAGAACGAGAUUUCGCAAGCAGAACUCGACAACUUGGCCCAAUGGAUCCCACAACUUGCCGGCGCCGGGGGCGGGCCGCAACCACCAAUCGACGAGAUCGCGGCGGAGCUACAGUCGCUCGACGCGAAGCAGUUUCUGCUACAGCAGCAGAUGACGCACGUCGCCGCCGCCGCCGCCGCCGCCAGUGGUGGUAGUUUGCCUAUCCGAGACGGAGAGACGGACCUGUACGCGGCGUUUGUGCAACAACAACUUCAAGUUGCGGCUGAAAUGCACCGUGAUGGCCCCACCGCCGCCGCGGCCGCGUUUCAAGGUCGGAAAGAUGAAGGCUUCGGCGCGGAGCUUUCGCCGAUGGCGGGUUUUCCCGGCAACAGCACGUCCGGAGGGAAUUUCGGGGCGACGAACGCUCCGCGGCCGCGGCGUGCCGCUGCCGAGCCGCUUUCUGCUCUGGGGAUGAUCGAGACUAACUCUGCCGCUGCUGGUCGCAGUAACGCGCUGGAAAUCCGUCCUGCCUCUCCACCGCAAUCCACGGCGCAAUUCUCGCGCGCGGCGAACCAACUUGCGAUAGGAAACGCCCCCGGCGCGUCGACGCAGUGGCCUCCCUCAGAGGCUUCCGCGGGAGUUCAGAUCGGCGCGAAUUGGCUUCAGAACCAGCCGCAACAGCUGAGAAUCGAACCCACGCCAGCACAAGAGGUGGGGGGAAUUCCAGCGGACGAGCUCGAGGCGCUGUUUCAGCAGAUCCCGGCUGAUCUCGCCCCGGAGGAGCGCAUCGUGCUGGCAGCGGCGCUGAUGGCGGAGGUGCAGCGAAACAACGCCGCGACUCUUGGCGGCGUCGGCCACUCGCAGCACUCGCAGCGGCACCAGCCGCAGCACCAGCAGCACUCUUCUGGAAGAGCCGCUAAUGCUAGUGGCAUCGCUUUCGCGCCGACGCCCGUUGUCGGGAAUCUGGCAGUGAAUGCUGCGGCGAUUCCUGGCGGUCAGCCUUCUGCAUUUGCAGAAGAGCCGCAGCAGAGGCUCCUUAGCACAAGGCUGCAGCCUGAAACCCGUUUCAAUGACCCCGCGUCUCUACAGGGGUUUCCUGAAUUUCCGGCCGAUUUCCAGGACAUAGCGCAAUGCAUGAGCGGUCGUGUGAGCUCUGAGGCGUUUGGCGCCUCUGAGUCGAGCGCGGAGAGGGUGGCGUCUGCCCCAGGUGGUGGUGGAAUGGCCAGUGGGAGCAGGGGAGAGCCCGGGGCAUCGGGUGCUGGCAGGGGUGGCGGUGGUGCGAGCGGUGGCAAUGCUGCGCUGAAGGCCAUUAGGCCUCGGUCGGUGAAAGAGAGGAGGCGGAGAGAGAGGAUAAGUGACUGUCUGAGGAGGCUGAAGACGGCCAUUCCUCAGGAGAUUCUUGGGGAUAGGCAGGACCUUGGGUCUAUGAUUGAAAAGUCAGUCAGCUACAUUCAUACGCUCCAGGCCCGACUUGAUAGCCUGGAAUCUAGUGACAAGGGCAAGGGUAGGAAGGACGAGGAAAUUUGACCCCUUUAAACAUGAAAUGACCUAAAUAUACGGGGAAGGUAACUCAUGUUCGGACCAUCUUGUCACACCACAACUUCGAGUGAACGUAUAACGAGCAUGCUGUAAGGGCCAGCUCG